GACUAGUUUUGGUAUUCAGUCAAUUUAUCAAUGCUACUACUGUAUCUAAAUUCAUGAAAAGCACACUUUGUUCCUCUCUUUCAAACACUUUCAUCCAUCUUUCUUCCAUUCAGUCAUUCCAGUAUCAGUCAAGCAUAUAUCGCCAAGUUAGCGUCUCAAACAGCACAGCAAAGUCCAUACGCACUGUACCAAAACGCCGCUUUCCAGAAGAUAAGUCUUCUAGCAGCAAACAAAUCUCGAAACCAGUCAAGAGCCAAUCCCCAAAAAUGGCAAGCCUCACCAACCUCCCCACUCCUCCCGAACACUACCACCUCCUCUCAAACCUCACCACCCUUACAAACACCAUCACCAACUCUAUCACCAACUCCACCCACACCACACUUCCACCCACCCCCAGCACCACAGACCAAGCCACCCCCUCCACCACAAACACAACCCUAAUCCUCCCCCUCAUCUCCAUCAGCAUCCCCCUCAUCUUCACCACAUUUCUCAUCGCCGCCUACUACAUCUCCAAACACCGUCGGCAAAGCAAAUCCAAAUCUCAAUCCCAAACUCAAUCCCCUCUCGACCCUCACACCCACACCCACACCAGCUCCAGCAUCCACACCCCCACCAACACCACCAACGUCCCUCUAUACGUUAGAAACAUGAGUCUUCUGCGAGGAGUAGGAGGAGGGAGGAGAAGAAGUCUGAGUACUACCAUCACCAUCGGAUUAGAGGACAUAAUUGGCGGUAGAUUUAGUGUGGAGGAUGGAGAGUGGAAUUCACCACCGCCGCCGCCGCCGUACACUGAACGGUGGGAGGAUGUGGAUAUAGAUCUUGAGGAAGGAGUGUUGAGACGGCCGCCGCCUGCGUAUCAUCCUCUGUUCUAG
Messenger RNA from Cadophora gregata, 872 nucleotides. RefSeq lists its product as uncharacterized. The transcript has a single exon. Lineage: Eukaryota; Fungi; Ascomycota; Leotiomycetes; Helotiales; Ploettnerulaceae. The record is from RefSeq and is a predicted model, not a curated record. Bases 54 to 872 code for a protein of 272 amino acids.